ACAGCGUGCUCAGAAGGCCAGCCAGCUUAAGUGGGACAAAAAACGAAAGCGCUUUGUCAAGGACACCCCCGGUGAAGAUAACAAGAAGAUGAUCAGGGGCGAAAGUGGAGCACUACUUCCAGCCACGUUCAGGAGUGGUCGUUACACGGAAUGGAAGAAGACUGCACACCGCCUUUCAGGCCAACGCGCUGGAUCACAGUCCCUCAAGGCGUCAGGUCUCGCAAGCGCUGAGACCAUUCUCAAGACGCGUCGUGAGAAGGAGAAGCGACAGCAGAAGAAUGGACGUACGCCGAAGAAACGCCGUUAGGAGAAUCCGUUGUCUGAGCCUAUGGGAGUUGUGUCAUAUGAUUAGACUGCGGCAUUAGUGUUCGGCUUUAGUUUUGUGGCAUAUUUGCAGAUCAGUGAUGCUGACUUUGGGAGUCGUUAUGAUACUGAAUCAUCCAGAAUGGCUGUCGACUACUCAAAAAAGAGCUAUUGGCGUGAGCGACUGUCCCGGGAGAAGGAUGUCGGCUUCGAGUGGCUUCUGCCGACAGCGGAGAUUCUGUCUACGAUAUCGGAUGUGGUUGGGGAGGUAAAUUACGCCAGCACGCCCGUGACAAUUCUCCACUUCGGCUGCGGCUCUUCCACACUGGGUGUCGAUCUCCAACGCCAUCUCGGCGACCACUUCGCCAUCUCGGACGCCGACUAUGCUAGCUCCAGCUUACAUGCUCGAGACUUUGCUGAUUCUACCGUGUCUGAAUCCUUCUCUUCGCUUCAAGUUCCCCUUUACGAUAUCGACGUUCUCGACCUGAAGUCGUUGCUAUCCAUCGCCCCAACCGAGGGAUGGGACGUGUUCAUCGACAAGUCUACGGCAGAUGCGAUUUCGUGUUCCCCACCCCUUCCAGGAGUAUCGUAUAGCAAGCACGCCUGUAACGCCGACGAGAUUGAUGCUCUCUCAGUGUUAUGCGCCAACCUUCGCUCUGUCGCAUCACGUCAUUGCCGCUGGAUUAGCAUCUCUUACUCUGCCACCAGGUUCGACUUCCUCACAGACUGUCCUGAAGCAAGCUGGCACGUUGUCACGAAGAUCCCAGCGCGCUUACAGGCAACGACGAGCACCAAGGAGGGACGAGUCGUGCAUCAACCAGCCACUGGGACAUGGAUCUGGGUUCUGGCGCCUCGGUAACCCAUUAGGUCAUGAUCAUUGUCUCUACAGGAGUGGUCCUACAUACGCAGUCAUGAGUGAUUUGUUGUGUAACCCUACAGCCAGUUGCUGGCCAUCGUGGCGCCAUGCCAUAGCCAUCUGGGGUC
Molecule: messenger RNA, 1287 nt
Organism: Cutaneotrichosporon oleaginosum
Lineage: Eukaryota; Fungi; Basidiomycota; Tremellomycetes; Trichosporonales; Trichosporonaceae
Source: RefSeq, a predicted model, not a curated record